Molecule: messenger RNA, 933 nt
Organism: Papaver somniferum (opium poppy)
Lineage: Eukaryota; Viridiplantae; Streptophyta; Magnoliopsida; Ranunculales; Papaveraceae
Exons: 2
Coding region: 1-933 (310 amino acids)
Source: RefSeq, a predicted model, not a curated record
AUGAGUCUAAUGCGUGCUUAUGUGAGAGUUAAAUACGAAAUCUAUUUGGAUACUUCUAGUGAUGAAGAAGAAAAAGCUUUGUUAAUGUUUACACAAUUGUAUUUGGAUGAACGGAUGUGUAUUAUUCGACAACCGAUACCUAGGGAGGUGCAGACACGUAGUGUAAGUAACCGAGAUCGAGUGUGGCACGAUGCGAAAAUGAUGAAUGAUUAUUUUACACCUGGAACUGUGGAUCCAAAAUGGCAACAACGUCCGGAUGCAACUGGUACUAUGGGUCAUUCUCCGCAUAUGAAAUUAGUUGCCAUGAUGAAAUGUUUGUGCAAAAGUACGGCAACUGAUAGUGUUGAUGAUUACAUUCGUAUGGGCGCCACGACAAUGCACUAUUAUCUAAAAAGAUUUUGCCACACUAUUUGCAUGACUUUUGGAGAAAGAUAUUUACGUGAACCCACUCCUGAAGAUGUCCAGAGGUUGCUAGCUGAAAAUAUCGAACGAUGGUUUCCAGGAAUGCUUGGUAGUAUGCAAUGUCCAUGGAAGAAUUGUCUGAUAGCUUGGCAAGGAACUUAUCGGGGUAAAGAGAAACAUAGUUAUAUGGUAUUAGAGGCGGUGACUUCAUACGAUUUGUGGUUUUGGCAUGUUUUUUUUGGAAUGCAUGGAUCAAACAACGAUUUGAAUAUGUUGGCACACUCACUCCUUUUUGAUAACAUGAUAAAGGGUGUAGCACCUCCAUGCAAUUAUGUCAUCAACGGUCACCAAUACAAUAUGGGUUGUUUCUUAUCUGAUGGUAUCUAUCCAAAGUUGACUACAAUUGUACAAUCUUUCAGUCAGACAUUGGACAUUCCCGACUAUGUAAGAUUUAACAAGUAUCAAAUAGAUAAAAGAAAGUAUGUCGAGCGUGAUUUUGGAGUGCUUCAAGGUAAAUUUAGAAUUGUCUGA